Penicillium paradoxum is the source of this 999-nucleotide messenger RNA. RefSeq names its product class I SAM-dependent methyltransferase. Gene Ontology annotation, molecular function: methyltransferase activity. The record is from RefSeq and is a predicted model, not a curated record. The coding region runs from base 1 to 999 and encodes 332 amino acids. The transcript has 11 exons. NCBI's taxonomy places the organism in Eukaryota, Fungi, Ascomycota, Eurotiomycetes, Eurotiales, Aspergillaceae.
AUGUCUCCCAGCGCGUGCAGCGAAUCGACGCCUAUUGAGCCUGAUUACAACUCCGAUGGGAGCUCGUCAUACACUAACUCCCUUGACGAUGCUAGUUACACCACAAGUCUGACAUCAAGCGCGUUGAACUACCAAUAUGAAAAUGGCCGUCGAUAUCAUUCAUAUCAUGAAGGAGAAUAUGUUCUGCCAAAUGAUGAACGAGAACAAGAUCGUCUUGAUCUAGGCCAUCACAUCUAUCUCAUGCUCCUCAAAGGAGAAUUGCUUCAGGCUCCAGUCAAAAAUCCAAAGAGAGUACUGGAUCUCGGAACAGGAACCGGGUUAUGGGCAAUUGAAUACGCCGAUCUAAAUCCAGAAUCGGAAGUGAUUGGAAUUGACCUGAGCGCUAUCCAACCAUCAUGGGUACCCCCGAACUGCCGUUUUGAGAUUGACGAUUUUGAAGAACCAUGGUCAUACAGCAAACCGUUUGACUACAUCCACGGGCGCGAAUUAGAAGGCUCUAUUCGCGACCACGAUCGUCUCUUUCACCAGGCACUCGAAAACCUCAAUCCCAAUGGAUGGUUCGAAAUGGCGAGCUUCGAGGCCAACACCUAUUCAGACGACGGUACUCACCUCGCCGCAACGAAUUUUAUGCUUUCCAUCAAACACAUGCACGAGUCAGCCAAGGUUUUCGGCAAAGACAUGGCCUCUGCACCGUCAUGGAAGGAUCGGAUGAAAAAAGCCGGCUUCGUCAACGUCAGAGAAGAUGUUUACAAGCUGCCCCAAAGUCCGUGGCCAAAAGAUCCCAAACUCAAGGAGCUUGGACGGUAUCACCAGCUUAACAUGCUCGAGGCUAUGCCUAUCUACACAUAUGCACUAUUCACGAGAGUGCUUGGGUGGACCCGAGCUGAGAUCGAGGGACUGUUGGCUGGAAUUCGCACAGAGUUGCGGGAUACAUCGUACCAUCUGUACACGAAAGUGAGGGUUGUUUAUGGACAGAAGCCCGAAGCUUCUGUGGAUUAG